AUGAGAUUGAAAGGAUCUGGUGGAAUUUACGUGUUUCAAGUAAUAGACUGGUAUAUAGCAGCCAUCACUGUUUAUGUGAUCACUAUUUUGGAAUGUAUUGUUAUUGGUUGGAUUUAUGAUCUCUGUCAGCAAGUAGCUGCAGUUGUUGAACAACCUGUUGCCGACAGACUCUGUCAGUUACAAGGAACUGAAAGAUUUUACGAUGAUCUAGAAGUUAUGUUAGGAAAUCGACCAUCUCGAAUUUUUAAAAUAUUGUGGAAAUUUAUCACUCCAGCUAUUCUUGCGACUGUACUAUUAACUACUCUAACACAAUAUACUCUACCAACGUAUGGUGAUUAUCAGUAUCCAGUAUCAGCAGGUAUUUUAGGCUGGUUUAUAGCUCUUAUUACUGCUCUACCAAUACUUAUCUGGAUGCUGAAAACACUGUUUCAAGCCAAAGGAUCAAUAAAAGAGAGACUUAAACAAAGUUUUCAAUCGAACGCAAACUGGGGUCCCUCAGAGAAGAAAUAUGUUGAAGUAACGAAGGAGAGCCAUAUGUAA
Molecule: messenger RNA, 540 nt
Organism: Lottia gigantea (owl limpet)
Lineage: Eukaryota; Metazoa; Mollusca; Gastropoda; Lottiidae
Exons: 6
Coding region: 1-540 (179 amino acids)
Biological process (GO): sodium ion transmembrane transport
Cellular component (GO): membrane
Molecular function (GO): glycine transmembrane transporter activity
Source: RefSeq, a predicted model, not a curated record